This is a messenger RNA of Telopea speciosissima, 589 nucleotides long. Its product is annotated as early light-induced protein 1, chloroplastic-like. Lineage: Eukaryota; Viridiplantae; Streptophyta; Magnoliopsida; Proteales; Proteaceae. The record is from RefSeq and is a predicted model, not a curated record. The transcript is spliced from 2 exons. The coding region runs from base 12 to 533 and encodes 173 amino acids.
GAUCUGAUCAAAUGGCAACCUCAGCAGUAGCCGUGCAGUCCAUCUUGACUAACCCUGCAGUGACUCGAUUCACCAACAAAUGUCGGUCAGAUUCAAUCGUUACAACUACCUACUUGCCAAGCCUGCAUAGAAAGACUAGCUUGCAAGUGCGCUGUAUGGCCCAGAAACUCCCCCAAGGGCAAUUACAGGAGAGCACGAAGUUCGAGGAGGUGUUUGCAUUCAGUGGGCCAGCACCUGAGAGGAUCAACGGGAGGCUAGCGAUGGUGGGGUUCGUGACCGCGUUGGGAGUAGAGCUUGCAAGAGGAGACGAUUUGGUAGGACAGCUGAUGAACGGAGGGGUGCCGUGGUUCCUUGGGACCACCGCGUUACUUUCCAUCGCAUCGUUGAUUCCUUUGUUUAAGGGAGUGAGUGUACAGUCCAAGUCGGACGGGGUGAUGACGUCCGAUGCCGAGAUGGUGAACGGGAGGUUUGCGAUGUUGGGGCUUGUGGCGUUGGUCUUCACUGAGUACCUCAAGGGUGGAGCACUCGUGUAGAACAGAUCAAGAGAUUUUACUGUUCACCACUAAGUAGUAGAAGUAGCGACAACCCA